GGUGUAGUAACAGAUUUUGAACUAUUGAAGGGUUUUCUUAUACUGCACAUUUUGAUUAUUUGCAUAUUUUGUUUUUGCCUCCUUACUAUAAUUUAGAUUUUUGGUUUUUGAGUACAGUAAUUUCCGAUCUAGUGAUUUAAUUCGCGUGUUUCAGUUUUAAAUUGAUUUUUUUAGGUUCAAAGUAUCUUUCAAUUUACGUUAUGGUAAACCUGUUGGGAUAUAAAUAAUGAGCGAUGAAAUAUGGUAUCAUGGGCGUGUUAAUCGACAGCAAUCAGAAGAACUAUUGCUUUCUGCUGCAGUAGAUGGUAGUUUUGUUGUUAGAGCAAGCGAAUCAAGGGCAGGGGCUUAUGCGUUGAGUGUUUUAUUCAACAAUUCUGUACACACAUAUAGAAUACUGCCAACUGAGAAUAAUACCUUGGCAGUACAGACCGUCAACGGAGUUCAACAAAGGAAAUUUAAAAGUUUGACCGAACUUGUACAUGAAUAUAGAAAUUCACAAAAUGGAUUGGUUUGUGGUUUAUCUAAUCCUGUGGGGUUGGAUAGCAAAACAAGGCCUUCAACAUCUUCAGCAUUUGAUUCCACCUUAGCCAUAUCUCGUCUUGAAACUCUGCCAGCCACCCCACCCUCCCUACCCACCACACCCAGGGGGACAACUUUUCCCGCUCUAAGGUUAUUACCAACCCCAAUACCCAGAUCCCAAUCCAACACAUCUCUAGCUGGUGACAAACAGCGUGAAUUACCGUCUCCACCAACAAGGGAAGCACCAAGUAGAACGGAAACUGCAAGUAAAGAGACAAUAGUUCAAAACAAGUUGGUUACGCGUUUAAGGGAAUUACAAUCAAUCUGUCCCGGGUUGAACACAAAUUUCAUGGAGUUGGUUAGCCAAUAUACCACAGAUGGUGGAUUGACAGCUGACAUGCAGUCAAUAAAGCGUGGCGUAGGACAAUGCGAGCAACUGCAAACUUUACUUGCCAAAGAAGCGUUAGUCUUUCAAAGUGAAUUAGAAAACUUCCUCACUAAGAUUGACAUUUUACGACAACUUUUUGACCUGGGCUCCCCACCACGGAAGCCGUUAUCUUCUAAAAGGGUUUCAAAUGAAGAUGUGGACCUUGAUACUUUCCUUGGUCGUUUGGGGGAUUGUGGGACGGUGGUUAAGACGCUAAACAAGCGUGCGUGCAUAAACCUUCAGGAAAUGCUUGGAGUUGCCAAGACAGGGUCAGUGGCCAUCACUCGUAAACCAUCACGAGUUAGUACUUUAAGUGAAAGAAUAUUUGAGGUGAAAUUAGAAGGAGCCCUCACAAGUUCAAAACAAAAACUGAAGGUAAAUGCUUCAAAAGGAAAACUAACAAUUGUUAAAGGAGAAGGUUCGGUGGAAUAUGAUCAUUCACAAGUUCUCCAAAUUGUGAAAAAUAACAAAUCAAAGAACAAGCUCGGAAUUGUGCUUGAGGGACAUAAGAAGAGAGAUUAUAUAUUUGAUAAAAGUUCUCUACGUGAAGUAUUUUGCCAACUGAUGCAGCAUGUUAGGAACACCCAUAACACUUCUGCUGAACCAGAUUGUAUCUCAAUAUUCUGUGGGUCAUGGAACAUGGGUGAUGAAAUUCCUCCAAAUGAAAUUAGUUCAUGGUUUUUAUGCAGUGGAAGUGGGAAGACAUUAGAUGACACAUUACAAGCCAUUCCCCAUGAUAUAUACGUGGUUGGAACGCAAGAAACGGGGUUGCCUGAGAAAGAUUGGAUGCACAAGGUCCAUGAUACAAUACAGGACAUCACAAACAUGUCUUUUCAUCUGGUGGCAAUGGAUGCAUUAUGGCACAUUAAGAUACUUAUAUUUGUUAAAGAAGAACACAAGCAUAGAGUCAGCCAUGUCAAAACAUCAAGUGUCAAAACUGGAAUCGCAAAUGCUCUUGGAAACAAAGGAGCUGUGGGUGUCUCGUUCCAAUUUGGAGGAACGUCAUUCUGUUUUAUUAACGCUCAUCUAACCUCUGGAGCAGAGAAAUGUGCACGACGAAACCAAAACUAUCACGAUAUUUCACGAUCAAUAAACCUUGGUGAAGACAGGUUCAGUGUGUUUGAUCUCGCCAAUAGAUUUGAUCAUCUUUAUUUUCUGGGUGAUCUAAAUUACAGGUUGGAAAUGGAGGCCACUGAAAUAUUUGCGCAUAUACAGAAGAAGGAAUAUCCGAUUCUAUACAAAGUUGACCAACUUAGAAGAGAAAAGGAAUUAAAUAAAGCUUUUGCUGGAUAUUGCGAGGAUGAAAUUUGUUUCCCACCAACUUAUCGAUACGAGCGAGGCACCAGGGAAGCUUACUCACAUCUUAAGGUUAAGAAGACAGGGAUUCGUAUUAACGUCCCAUCGUGGUGUGACCGUGUGCUGUGGAGAUCCUACCCCGAAACACACAAUGUUUGUUUGGCUUACGGUUGCAGUGACGAUAUAAUGUCCAGUGAUCAUUCCCCGCUUUUCUCCAAUUUCCAAGUUGGAGUAAGAGGUCAAUACGUAUCAAACGAAGAAAUUCGGAAUAAUCCGUCAACAUUUGACAUGAAAUCCACAAUUACAUUUGAAUGGGUGGAAGUCAUCUUAAAAGUUCCAGGAAAAACAUCUUUCUUCCUUCAGUUUUACUCCGUUUGUCUAAACAAACCAGUUCGAAGCAGUCGAAACACGAAAUUCGACACGCACGAUGUAGGGCCAAACCUUGCCCGUAUAAAGUGGAACAAAGAUUCCAUCGAACAGUUAGAACCCAUCAUAUCAGAUAAAGCAUUCCUGGUUGACCAACAUAUAUUGGUGGCUGUGCGUGCAGAAGAUGACAAUGAAGUUCAUGCUGAGUGCGUGAUCGCCCUCCGUUCAAUGAUUGGCACGGAAGCUCAACCAUUCGAAGAAAGAUUAACAAGAAGAGGAGAAGAAUCCGGUCAAAUACGUGGAAGGAUGCAUGUAAAAGCUAGAGAAUCCACAAGAGCUCCGAGAGAGAAAACUUACGACUUCAUCCAAAUCGGAGGACCACGGGACGAAGAGGGUAGAAGAAUCAAGUCCCAGAUUAUACCAGAAGCAGCAUACAGUGAUUUAAAUGAAAUACAACAACAAAGAUUAAACCCAACUAAACCCAACAUAAGACCUCGUGCCCCUUCCCCGAAUAGAAUCAUAGCAGACACUUCCAGCACACAACAUACGCCAGAAGUUGCUGUUUACGGAGAAACUGAAAAUGAUGCCGCACAAACCUCUCUGGCUCCACCUCGUGGCCAAUUGAACCCACCCCAACCAGCCGUAAACCGAACUAUUUCGGGACCACCAGCUUCCACAACAACCAUAAGUACAAGCCCCAACUUUAACAAUCUGCUUCACCAGUUCAGUGCAGAUCCACCAGUUGUUCCCCAACGGGUCACUUUCACACCCCGUAGCGCCAAUGUGCCAGUCCCGACCCCGAGGCCAAAAAUACCCCCUGCAAGAAGUUCUCCGAACCCGAAUUCGUCGAGUGCAACCGUAACGAAUGUAUUGGAUGACGCACUUGCAGAGUUCGAAAAAAUGCAGUUGAUUCUCAACCAGCAGCAAACAAAUAUAGCUGUUGAAACAAUGCCCUUCUAUGUGAACCAGGGUAACCAAGCAUCCACAUUCAGUCAAUCAUCAAAUCAUAACCAGGUAAAACUAAACCAACAAAUCCCACAAACUGUUCACGCCUCAUCAGCCCCAUCUAGCGGUAGGAUUUCCCCAGUCAAUCCACGGUUACUCCCACCACAUGGUGGCCCUCGUGUUCGUUCAGCUGAAGUCAGUCCACCAAGCACAGUAACCGAGCUACUUUCCAUUCUUCGGUUGCAACAAUAUGCUCCUGCAUUGCAAGAGAAUGGUUGGGACAGUAUUGAGUUCAUAGGCGAUAUUACUGAGGAAGAUCUUCAAGACUCUGGCAUAACCAACCCACAACAUUGCCGCAGCAUAAUCGACCUUAUUCAAACUUUAUCUUUGUAAAUAUGAACUUUACGUUCUAGGAAUACAAUAAUGUAUCUGCCAAAAAUCUGUCUAAUUUAAUGAGAGAUUUUUUUGAAUUCUGAGAGUUUUUCUUUUUUUUCGAAAAUUUUAAGAAUUCUUUCUUUUUUUAACAAUUCUAAGAAUUUUUCUUUUUUUUCAAUUCUGAUUACACACAAGCGUUGUCAUAGCAGUGUCCACUGUAUACAAGUCUAUGCGAAACACCUACCUACCCUAUCAUGUUUCCCAUCCCUUCUUCAGUUUGUUGUUCAAUAUCGGCCAAGGAGAUUAAUGUCGUAUAUAGUAGGUUGGGGUAAAAUGGGACGCCUUUUUAUUCUUUUUCCCGACUCAUUUGUUAAUAAACGAGGAAAGUUUAAAAAAUUAAAAACCGUACGGGCUCUCAUGAACCGUUGUUAGUUGUUUAAAACACGAUCAAUAUAUUUGAAGAUUAUGUGAUAAAGGUGUCCCAUAUUACCCCCACAGUACUAUAAAUAAUUGCCUUAAUGUUGAAUUUUUCAAUCAUUGCAGUAUUUAAUUCAAAUCUUUCUAUUUUCUUCCCAAUUUUAUCUCCGUAAUUAUCGUCGUAUCGUCUUAUUCUUGUUUCCCGUUAUUCAUGAAAAUUCUGUACAAGUGUAAGGCCCUACAGCGAACCAUGGCAUCGGAAUUAGGGCACAGUUAGCCCAUUACCCCAACACAAAAAUCACGUGAAUCCUAUACAAUCAUAAAUAAUUCGUAGUCGCCAUGGUCGAAUCCGGCGGUUUAAAACUUUUUUUUUAUUUGAAACUCGUUCUACACCCGAUACCACACCCCGCCUACGUAAGUGCAAUGUAGUAAUGUACACGUCUCCGAAUCACGUAACCACCGUAAUUGGACUUUGUAUUCUGACCAAUAAACUUAUGAACCAUGAAAUUUA
Ciona intestinalis (vase tunicate) is the source of this 4856-nucleotide messenger RNA. NCBI's taxonomy places the organism in Eukaryota, Metazoa, Chordata, Ascidiacea, Phlebobranchia, Cionidae. The record is from RefSeq and is a predicted model, not a curated record.